AAACAAAGGAAAUACACAACAACCGCACGCAACUUUUUACGAUGUUUUACUGGAUGUUCUCAAACGUCUGGAAUUGAUGGGAUAUUGAAUGAAAAGAGAAACCUUUGAUAUAAAUUCUAUGUCUGUCAUACCACCGUCCAGUCAGAGUUCAGUUAUGGCUACCUCAUUACCUCCACCACCACCAUCUACCACAUCUGAAUCAAGUGUUAGAGAGAUGUUGAAAGAACUACAUCAACUGAUAAUACAAACACAGGAAGAAAGAGCCAAAGGGGAACACAAUUUAUCCAAUAUAGCCAAGACUCAUGAACGAAUGCAGUAUGAGCAGAAAGUAUCACCAUAUUUUAAACAGAAACUGAGAGGACUUUAUAAUACUGCCAUGGCAGAUGCUGAGAGUGAAGCUGACAUGCUUCGGAAAUGCCUCGAUAAAAUAUCACAGAUUAAGACAGUGAGAAACGAUAGAAGAAUAGCAGCCAGGUCUGUUGGUUAUAGUGAAGAAGCGCCACGAAAGACAAUGCGUAGAGGCGUGUUGAUGACAAUGUUGCAACAGUCGGCGCUUACAUUACCAUUGUGGAUUGGUAAACCUGGAGAAAGUCCUCCCCCACUGUGUGGUGCUGUACCAGCCGAGUCAAAUUACAUUGCAAAGCCUGGUAACAAAGUUGCUGCUAGAGUGAAAGGCAUUGAUGGCGACGAGACCUGGAUAUUGGCAGAGGUUGUAUCAUUCAAUGCAAACUCCAACAAGUACGAAGUUGAUGAUAUUGACGAAGAAGGAAAAGAGAGACAUUUUUUAUCGAGGAGAAGAGUUAUUCCACUGCCACUCAUGAAAGCAGAUCCAGAAAAUAACCCAGAAGCAUUAUUUCAAAAAGGACAGGUAAGCAAGCUGGUUCUUGCAUUGUACCCGCAAACCACUUGUUUCUAUAGAGCCCUCAUCUAUGAACCCCCAGCCAAGCCACAAGACGACUAUUCUGUAUUAUUUGAAGACACUUCUUAUGCAGAUGGAUAUUCACCCCCACUGAAUGUGGCACAGAGAUACGUUGUCGCCGUCAAAGAGUCAAGAAAAAGAUGAAACAAAACAGAAUUAGGCAUUAUGCGGCAUUCGAUCAAAUUGUGUAAACAAACAAUGUACGUUACACAACACCUAUUGCUGAUCUAACAUACAUGUAUAUGUUCUUAGCCAUAAGAUUGAGGUCAUUCUGUGACUUAAUAGCCAUAAACAUAACUGGACAUAUAAGGCUGUUGACAUUGAUCAUCACAGUGAUGUCAUCCAUUUUCUCAUUGAUCACGAAAAUAUACUUGAUCAAGUCCUUAUAGCAGUAUAAGUUGAACGAUGAACAAGAAUUUGAGUUCAAGAUGAUUUUAUCUUUGUUUUAACAACAUUAAGUAAUAAACAAAUAUUUAUCAUAAACAAAG
Molecule: messenger RNA, 1407 nt
Organism: Saccoglossus kowalevskii
Lineage: Eukaryota; Metazoa; Hemichordata; Enteropneusta; Harrimaniidae
Product: SAGA-associated factor 29-like
Cellular component (GO): SAGA complex
Source: RefSeq, a predicted model, not a curated record